Molecule: messenger RNA, 1652 nt
Organism: Sphaeroforma arctica JP610
Lineage: Eukaryota; Ichthyosporea; Ichthyophonida
Exons: 1
Coding region: 1-180 (59 amino acids)
Source: RefSeq, a predicted model, not a curated record
AUGGUAUCUGAUAUGUUCUUUAUACAACACGGUGUUUGCAGUGACGGAGUACCUGCGCUAUGGCUGAGUGAGGAUCUGCUGCACGGCAGCAGUGACAACACAGAGACGUUCAACAACGCAAUCCUCAGCUCAUCUAAAGACUUUCAAUGUAUGGGCCUAGAAGUCUGGGGGUUCGCCUAAGUAUGCCAUUAUUUAUGACUUAUUUAUGUAUAUGUAUGCAUGUAUAUAUAUAUAUAUAUAUGUGUGUGCGUAUGUAUAUAUAUAUAUAUAUAUAUAUAAUAUGUAUAUGUAUUAUAUAUAUAUAUAUAUAGCAGGCUGGUUCGUUUAGGUGGGUAUGUAAAGGUACCAAACAUCACGCAUCUGAGCUACUCAAAGCAGCAGGUCGAUGUGUGUGGGGGGGGGGGGUUGGCUAUGCAAUCCAUGCGAUAUACGCACGGGUGUAAGUAUCCCGCCAGCACCAAAUCAAACGAUCCGAGAAAUAUAACUCGCAUCAUUCCAGACCCAUUCACCUCUGUCUAUGCCGAGAGAGUCAUCUCGCUUAGCAGGUGCUGGGUCUACUGUCGGGUGCUAUGAGUGCUUAAGUACUGAUAGGCCCACCAAUCCAUCAAUCAAGCCUACACCCAGAUUGAUAGGUUUAAAUUUGUCAAAGUGAUGUCAGUCCUGGUAUUGGGACACUAAGUGUGGGCGAAGUGCCCGAUAGAUCAGCAAAGUUAUACCAUACCACUGGCACUACCCGAUGUCUAGGCUAUACGCGAGACUGGUAGGUAGGAAUGACAAAAUAAUAGGUGUGGGGGGGGGGUCUGCAAUAGGGCCAUGGGUAUGCGUCUCAAUUAUAAUUCUGCCAUGGUUUAAAGGUACGGGAUCACCGCACCACUCUGUGUUUGUAUAGGUGCUCAACGGUACCCGGUACUAAAGGUUGAGUGAUGAGUCAUUGGGGUCUAGUUGGCCUGGACCAGAGUAUCGAUGUGUAUACAAACGCUAAGGUAGCGAGUGCCGUUUAAACUCCCGCAUAUCGCGUCUAACGCCUACGCAUUUUUCUGGUCCAUGUAAAUGCCGAGGUCUGUUUUCGGUAUGCGUUGAUUGGCUUCGUAUGGGGUUGACUGUCCCAAUUGUCUCCUUAUGGGUUUGAAAGACCCGGGAAAUGCAUAGAUUCGGACGGCCAUUUUGAUUAGACUAUCGCUGGACAAACUGCGUUUCUAUUGGUCAAAAGUCGCGUUUGGAGUAUUGCGUAUCUCUUUGGUGGGGGGGAUCCACACUGCACCGGGAGGAGCAAGGGCGUUGAGAAAGUGAGCAUGUGGCCCGGGGCAAAUGAUUCGGACUUUGGGAGAAUGCCAGGACAGUCGGGUUAGAUCAACCCACCGGAACAUUCGUAAAUCGUGCAUGUAUGUGCAAUGUGCAAGACAUGCUUCUUGCAAGUACACAGUCUCCCUUAUACUUACACUGAUCGUAACAUAAAGCAAUAUAUGCUCGUAUGUGCACAAGCAUACAUACCCAUCUCGGAGAGCGACAUAUGGUGAUAUUCAGAGGAUUCACCUCCCAGAAGAUGAAGUUUAAAACAUCAAUCACGUCAGUGUCAUUGACAUCUAAACCGCACGAUACGGUUCGAAACAUAUACCGGAAAGCAGCACAUCAAUAAAAUUAGAUAUUCCCGU